Drosophila miranda is the source of this 2110-nucleotide messenger RNA. RefSeq lists its product as uncharacterized. Lineage: Eukaryota; Metazoa; Arthropoda; Insecta; Diptera; Drosophilidae. The transcript is spliced from 2 exons. The record is from RefSeq and is a predicted model, not a curated record. The coding region runs from base 718 to 2037 and encodes 439 amino acids.
GGGAGUCCGUCCCUCUCAGCUCCGAUCGUACAUUUGGCGAGCUAUUCGGAGAAGAGAGUGCACAUUCGUGUGUCAAGUUCAUCGCCCGAUUGCUUAGAAACCUACCUGGUCAUAGUAAUGCUUCCCCCCAGAAAUUGGUAUGACGAGCGUUCAAGUUUUUGCUAUUUUGUUUUUUUUUUUUAUGGAAUGCUCUUCUAACUCGUUGAGUGUGUGUACGAGUGUAUGUGAGUGCACAUGCAUACAGGCCGUUGGAAGUGACCUUGAGCCAGGGCAACGACACAUCACCCGAAACUAAUACUAACUGAGGCGGAAACUCGGAGUGUGAGGCGCCUUCAGGUAGGGCCCGAGUGCCCAUCAUAGCAGAUAUGUAUGUAUGUACAUAAACGAUAAUCACGUGAGCUGGCAGGGCGGGGAGUCCCCGCGCACCGUGAACUGCUACAAUGCUUUCAGAUCAUAAGAAUUUUGUUUGGAUUGAUGGCUCGGAGAGGCUGAACUCCUGAGCGCCGCUACAGGAUCGCCAUCCCCUCCGACUUCACACGGCGAUACGACCGACUCUUUCGCACCACCCACGAUGCAGCAGGUAACUAUCACCGAGAGCUUUUCCCACAGAGCCAGCCAACUAUAAAACCCGGAACGAGAGCUGCAACAGGGCCAGUCGAAAAGAUAGAUUCAUUCGGCGGUGACGAAGAAGCUUCAGAGUCUAACAGCAACAAAAGCAUGACUGAGAGUGAUAGUGAGCUGUCAAGCGCUGUGAGCAAUGCUCUUUUGGCCCUAUAUCAACGCCAAGAUGUGCCGCUAGUCGCGCAGCCAAUAGCGGGCGUCGGAGAGAACGCCUACGGACAGGUCCUGCUCGUGAGUUGGCCAACAGAGUCCAAGGCGAAGAGGGUAGUGGUCAAAAUGGCCCCCAAGAACGAGGCAAGACGACAGCACAUGCACGUAGUCGACUAUUAUGCCCGAGAAGUGUUCAUGUACCAGAACGUGUUCCACAGCUACCGCGAAUUGGCAGACGACCAUAGUGCCUUCACAGUGGCACCUGAAUUGCUGGCAUCCGGAUUGCAGGCGCCCGACGAGUUCCUGAUCUUCGAGGACCUGUCCCAGAACGGUUUUCAGACAAACCCACGCAGCUCCAUGCCCACCUACGACAUUGUGGUGUCCACCCUCAAAGCGGUGGCCGAGCUGCAUGCGUGCUCCUUUAUCCUACAGCAACGGAAUCAGGUAAAGUUCAGCGAACUGGUGGAUCAUGUGCGGCAGGACAACCUAUUCACUGCGAACAUUGAGACGGUGACGAUCGAAUUUGGCAAGGCAAUGCUGAGGCGCACUCGACUCAUGCUGGAGCAGGACAAAGCGCGCGACGACCACACAACGCCUAUGAUGGAGGUGCUGGAGCGCUGUGAGAGGAAUCUAAAGGCCCUAACACUCUUCUGUGUGGACGGCGCAUCGCAGUCGCCUCACGCAGUCAUCUGUCAUGGCGACUUCUGGAACAACAAUAUUCUGUAUAGGCACGAGACUCACUCUGAUCUGGCGGUUGAAGCCAAGCUGAUCGAUUUCCAAAUGUCUCGAUUUGCCCCACCUGUUCUAGACCUUGUUCACUACCUAUUCGCCUGCACAGAGAAGCAGCUGAGGGAUGACCACCUACCAGCCUUUCUGAACAUUUACUACGACACGUUGAGCCGGAAACUGGGCUCCUGCGAUCUGAAUGCAGACGAUAUCUAUCCGCGCAUCGUCUUCGACCGUCAAUUGCAGCUCUUUGGUGUAUUUGGCCUGAUAAUGGCCGCGUUUUCCUUGCCCUUCUUCAUAUCCAAUGCCAACGAAGUGGUGAACAUUGAUGAAGUCUCCGAGGCCAUUCAGGAUCUGUCUGCAUCGGCCACCGACGCCCCCAAGUGCCGCGAACUAGUGGAAGAGUUUGACAUGCUCAACGAACGCACAUUGCCAAUUUUCAAGAGGCGUAUGACCGAUGUCGUCCGGGAUCUGCUAAAGUACGACAUGACCCCACCGCUUUAUCAAUUCGAUUCGAUUCGUGAUGAUGAUAUCUGUUAACAGUAUUAGUUAUUAUUGUGUGUGUGUAUAUAUGUAUGUAUGUAUGCUCUUAAAUAAACAAUUACAUAUGUUA